Molecule: messenger RNA, 1734 nt
Organism: Durio zibethinus
Lineage: Eukaryota; Viridiplantae; Streptophyta; Magnoliopsida; Malvales; Malvaceae
Cellular component (GO): cytoplasm
Source: RefSeq, a predicted model, not a curated record
AUCCAACCAAAAAACAAAAAAAAAACUUUUAAACAAUUGGAACACCUCGCAAAAUCGGCAAACCUUAUCUCCAUCCAACGGUACGAUCUGAUCUACCGUUUGACACAAUUCUCAAUUCUCUCCUUUUCCCCAUCCUUUCAAGACCCUAAUUUCAAAUUAAUAAAGGAAGGAUUAGAAAAGAGAAAAGGAAAAUUGUUUUUCUCUUCCAAUUGAAUUUGUGCAAUCUCAAAUGGAUUUCUUCAAAUACGUAUUCUCGGACGAUGCCCAACCCCAAUACUCCGAUCAACACAUCGACCCGACUCCGAACCCGGGCUCAUCCUCAGCGUGGAGCUUCGGCGGCCUGAUGAAAACACUUACGGACAAGUCUGAAUCCGUGAUCGAAUCCUACCGAAAGGACUUCGAGGAAUUCGGAUCCGGGUUAAAGAAGGAAACCGAGAUUAUCAGAAGCGUAGCCUCACGUGCCGUCAAUGACUCCCUUGAGAUCGGCGCCUCCGUUGCUCAGGAAAAGCUCGAGUCGGUGGGACAGGCCAUUGAUGACAUCGGUAGCUCCGUUUGGAAAUCGACGGCUCAGAUCAUCUCUCACGGUAAAGAUACGCUUUUAUCCCCGUCAGACGAUGAUAAUUCUGAUUCUGAAAAUCCUUAUGAUGAAAAAUUGAAUCUUAGUAAUAGCAGCAUUAGUGAAAAACGGUACAGUCGUUUUGAGAUGCAAAUUCGAGCGCUUCAGUCAGAAAAAAGUACUUACUCUACGGAACCAGAGGAUUUGGAGGAUUUUGAGAAUUGGAAAUUAGGGUUUAAUUUCGAAGAGAAAAAAGGGGAAAUUGAGGAAUUGUUUAAUGAAAAUCCUGUUAUUGCAGAUAUUUUUAAAGAGGUAGUUUCUGAUGAAGUUGAAUCUAACAGAUGUUGGUGUAAUUACUUUUAUAAGGUGAGUAGGCUAAUGAAAGCAGAGGAGGCUAGAGCUAAGCUUGUUAAAAGUGCAAUUUCGGGGGAGGAAGAGGAUUUGAGCUGGGAUAUUGAUGAGGAUGAUGAUGAGGAGAUUGGAAAUGUAGAUAGUGAGAAGAAGAUGAAUUUGAGUGAAGAUGGUGAGAAAUUGUCAAAAAAUGAUGAGGAGAAAGCAGGUUCGUGUAAGGAUAGUGAUGUUUCCGUAGUUUCAAGCCAGCAGUCGAUGCCUGAGGACGAAGGGUGGGAUGAGAUUGAGGAGAUUCGGAGCAGUGAUGACAAUAAAGGGGAAGAUGUUGGAAGUGCUAAUAAGGUUGAUCUGCGUAAGCAGCUGAGUGUUCCAGAGGAAGAGGAGGAUUUGGGUUGGGAUAUUGAUGAUGAUGAUGAUGAUGAGGAUCAGCCUGUUAAAGCUUGAUAUAAUAUUGAUAUCUGAAGGAAUCAAAAUCAAGUGUUAAAUACUAAUAUCAUUGAGGUUCUUUUAAGAUGAUUUUUUUUUUGUUAAUUUUAAAUACAAUAGUUUAUAAAUGAUAAAAGAUUACCUAAACAUGGUAAUUCAUUACAUAAAUAUUUCUCAGUGAUUGGAUUCAAUUAUAUGUCAAUUUUUUUUGCUUUAAAUGUUCAUACAUUUCAAUCAAUUCUAUGUGAAACAUUUGCAGAAUUGUAUCGUUCUUGAUUCAAAAAAAUUAAUGCUAUACUCAAUAAGCAGUGAAUGUCAUACUUGAUUUUCUUUGUCAAGUAUUUUUUUGUCAUAAUCUGUAUUUUUGGUCAUAAAUUUGAACAGAGUUGUCUAUGCUUUUU